Anguilla anguilla (European eel) is the source of this 5534-nucleotide messenger RNA. RefSeq lists its product as uncharacterized. Bases 536 to 4930 code for a protein of 1464 amino acids. Gene Ontology annotation, molecular function: zinc ion binding; nucleic acid binding. The transcript has 2 exons. Lineage: Eukaryota; Metazoa; Chordata; Actinopteri; Anguilliformes; Anguillidae. The record is from RefSeq and is a predicted model, not a curated record. Gene Ontology annotation, biological process: DNA integration.
GCUUUUCAUUUGUUUGGCUGUAUAGUCAUUUUGGGUUAAGUUGCGCUAUUUGUUUGGGGGACACUGAUUUUGUUAAGGUCUGUAUGUCCUAAAUUGGAUUAUUGUUUGUGCGCCGUGUGUGUAGUGGGGAGAGCCUGUUGCUAGGGGUAUUGUGUUAUAUGCAAAAUUGACCAAGGUAGGUAGGGGCUGCCACCUGUGUGCAAUUAAGUUUCAGAAUUCUUUCCCUGUUAGGAAUAGCGGCGUGUCUUCUUUGGGGUACGUCGGAUUAAAAACUGUAGUGUUGUGGUGAAAGUGAUUAGUAGCAGUUGUCUCGGGGGCACUUCCGUGGUGUUGAGAGAGUUGCUGAUUGCCAGUCGCUCCCUCACCCCAUCGGGCUUUAGGUGCAUAAGUACCCGUCACCGGUAGCCACAUGAAGACUAGGGGAGAGUUAGUUAGCUUCAUGGUUAGGUAGUUAGUGGGGGAGUUCUGAUACUUUUUUUUGCGCACUUUUCCUGUUUUCUCUGUCCUUGUGUUAAUUUCCAUAGAGUGGUCCAGCAUGGCAAAUGUUGAGGAGUUUAUCCGUUGUCCCUCAGAGGAAUCGUUAGAGCAAUGCACCAAGGAACAAUUGCUUAAGAUUGCGGAACAUUACUCGCUUGAUAUUGGGGAUAAAAGGCUUAGUAAAGAAAACGUUAAGGCUAUGUUGAAAUCCAAUUUAUGGGACAUGGGGGUCUUGUCAGGAAAGUUAGAUAAGAGCCCUGGUCAGCUUCUCCAGUCAUCCGUAGGUGGUAACUUCACUUUUGAACAGCAGAAAGAGUUGCUCUUGUUACAACUGGAACAUGACAAAUCAAAGCGUCACGCCGAGUUAGAACUGGAGAAAGCCAAACUGGAGUUACAGCAUUUCAAACUGGAUUUAAUUAGGCAAGGUAAAAUGGCAGGGGAUCUAAGCGGUGCUGCUUCUCCUGGUGCUUCUCCACACCUGUUUGAUGUUCGUAACUUGCGUCUUCUGCCGCAGUUCAGUGAACAAGAUCCAGACACUUUCUUCUCUCUGUUUGAGCGUGUUGCAGACUCAAGGGGGUGGCCUGACGCUGAUCGAACUUUGUUACUGCAGUGCGUCUUGACGGGUAAGGCACAGGAGGCAUAUGCUGCUCUCAGUUCAGCUGAUAGUUGUAGCUAUGUGAAGGUGAAGUCUGCUGUGUUAAGGGCGUAUGAACUGGUACCAGAGGCUUACCGACAGCGGUUCAGGUCGUGGAGAAAGGUAGAAAAGCAGACGCAUGGUGAGUUUGCUAGGGACCUGGUUACUCAUUUUAGUCGGUGGUGCGCUGCUUUGGAGGUGGAAACAUUUGAGGACCUGGCUGAUCUUAUUGUGCUUGAACAGUUCAAAGAUUCAGUCCCUGGCUACAUAGCCACAUACAUAAAUGAGCAUAAAGUUAAGACUGCUGCAGAGGCUGCGGUCCUAGCCGAGGAGUACGUCUUAACGCACAGAAGUACUUUUGGAGAUGCUCACGCUCGCGAGUUGUGUUGGCCUAGGGCAAAUAGUUCACAUUCCGCGAGGCAAAAUGUGUCAAAAUCAGAAUUCAGUUCAUUCAAUAAUGAUUGUGGGUCAAGUGGGAAGUUUGAUCCCAACAGAGUUUGUAAUUACUGCCAAGGGAGAGGCCAUUGGAAGGCAGAAUGUCCUGUUCUUAAAAAUAAGGCUAAGCUCUCAGGAGGUAGGGGGCAGGUGAAGCCUAUGGCGUUGGCUGCCCCUAUCCAAAUUGGUAGUCCUUUUGCACAGUGCCCAGAGCAGUUGCAACCGCCAACAUCCUUGUGCCGCUCUGAUAGCCACAACUAUUAUUCUGACUACUCACCAUUUAUUACAGAGGGUUAUGUCUCACUUGUGGGAAGUAAUGUGAAAGUCCCAGUGAAGAUCUUGCGAGACACUGGAGCUAUGGAUUCUUUUAUUUUGGAAUCAGUGCUUCCUUUUUCUCACAAGUCUGCUAUAGGUGACAGCGUCUUAGUACGGGGCAUGGGCUUAACCACAUUGUCUGUUCCACUUCAUCAGAUGGUGCUCAUGUCUGAUCUGGUGCAGGGGGAAGUUGUGGCCGGUGUCCGCCCAGCGCUACCAGUUGAGGGGGUUCACCUCAUCUUAGAGGACGUGGCUAGAGAACAGCAGAUGGAUCCCACCUUGAAAGAGCUCUUUGACAGUGCCCUCCCUGCUGGCGAGGGGAUCAGCCUUGCGCGUGGUUAUUUCAUCCAGAAUGGGCUUUUGGUGAGAAAAUGGGUGCCCCAUGGGGAGAGUUUUGUUGGCGACGCCAUGGUGCAAAUUGUAGUACCAGGGAAAUUUCGUAGUUUGGUGUUGGAGCUCUCUCAUGAUCAGUCAGGACAUUUGGGGGUGAGGAAAACAUAUGACCGUAUUCUGAGAUAUUUUUUUUGGCCUCGUUUGAAGAGGGAGGUUGCCACUCAUGUCAAAACAUGUCACACUUGUCAGCUGACAGGGAAACCAAAUCAAAGCAUCAAACCUGCACCCUUGCAUCCCAUUCCAGGCAUUGGUAAACCAUUUGAAAAUCUUAUUAUUGACUGCGUUGGUCCCCUUCCGCGUUCUAAAUCUGGUAGUAGCUACUUGCUUACAGUCAUGUGUCAAAGCACUCGCUAUCCCGCUGCGUACCCAUUACGCAACAUUACAACUAAGGCUGUAGUGAAGGCAUUGUCACAAUUCAUUUCAUUCUUUGGUAUCCCUAGGACCAUUCAAAGCGAUCGGGGCAGUAAUUUUUCUUCUCAUAUGUUUGCACAAAUUUUGAAGCAACUUCGUGUUAAGCAUAAGCAGUCUACAGCUUAUCAUGCGCAGAGUCAGGGCGCUUUGGAACGGUUCCACCAGUCGUUAAAAUCGCUAAUGCGUGCAUACUGUGUGGAAUUGGAUCGAGACUGGGAAGAGGGGCUGCCUUGGUUACUCCUAGCAGCCAGGGAGGUAGUACAGGAGAGUACUGGGUUCAGUCCGAACGACCUUGUGUUUGGGCAUACUGUGCGAGGGCUGCUGGCUGUCCUGCAGGAUGACUGGAGGGCUGAGGACCCUCCUACAAACCUUAUCAGUUAUGUCAAUGGUUUUAGACACCGACUCUAUGCAGCUUGGGAAUUAGCUAAACAAAAAUUGGCAACCUCACAGGUUAAGAUGAAGCGUCUUUAUGACCGCAGGGUUGAGAGACGUCACUUUUCGGAGGGGGACCAGGUCCUCGCUCUUCGGCCUAUAGUGGGUUCACCUUUUGAGGCCAAAUUUGUUGGCCCAUACACUGUGGCCCAGCAGGUUUCAGAGGAAAAUUACCUGAUUGCCACUCCCCAUCGCAAAAAGUCCAAUCAGCUUUAUCACGUCAAUCGGUUAAAGCCCUAUUAUGCGCGCUCGUCUGCCCUGACGCCACCAGAGAUUGGGACAUUCCCAUACAAUGCCUGUCCGGCUCUCACAGUGGGUACUACUUCUGUCACCUCCGCUCAGGUGAGGGGAGUGGGUGGAGGGGAGGGGAGUAUCGAACCUGAUGACUCUGUUCUGCAUGGCCGGUUGAAAAACUCAGAGUCCCUGGGUAAGUUGGAAAGCUUGCUCAGUCAUUUACCUGAACCGAAGCGUGUCGAGUUGGCCAAAUUAAUCAGGUGUUAUCCUGCUUUGUUUGGAGAUACGCCGUCACGCACACAUUGGAUCGAGCACGAUAUAGAUGUGGGAGACGCUCAACCAAUCAGGCAGCGUUUUUAUCGUGUUUCAUCAGAGAGACGUAAAACGUUAGACUCUGAGAUAAAGUAUAUGCUGGAUAACAAUAUUGCAGUUCCCUCGUCGUCCAGCUGGGCCUCACCGUGUUUGUUGGUGGAUAAAGUGGAUAAAACGCAUAGAUUUUGUACUGACCUCCGAAAGGUUAACAAUGUCACCAAACCUGACUCGUACCCUCUUCCUCGAAUGGAGGACUGUAUAGACCAAGUUGGCUCCGCUAAGUUUGUUAGCAAAUUCGAUCUGCUAAAAGGUUACUGGCAGGUGCCCUUGACGGCAAGAGCACAAGAAAUAUCGUCCUUCAUCACCCCCUCUGGUCUGUAUUCAUAUACAGUUAUGUGUUUUGGCUUGCGGAAUGCGCCAGCGACCUUUCAGCGCCUCAUGAACCGUGUCAUUUCUGGUCUCGAGGGUUGCGCGGUGUAUUUGGACGAUGUAGUGGUCCACAGUGACUCGUGGGACUCGCACCUCAAACGAAUCCGUGCGCUAUUUGACAGGUUGGCGGAGGCGCGUCUCACAGUCAAUUUGGCGAAGUGUGAGUUUGCCAAAGCGACUGUGACAUACCUUGGUAAAGUAGUCGGGCGAGGUCAGGUGCGACCGGUACAGGCUAAAAUAUGGGCCAUCCAGCAGUACCCUCCUCCUACCACGAAGAAGGAGUUGAUGCGUUUCCUUGGCCUUGUGGGCUACUAUCGUAGUUUUUGCCGCAAUUUCUCCACUGUCGUUGUCCCGCUCACAGACCUGCUUAAAGGCAAAGCUCAGUUUGUUUGGUCGCCUAGCUGUCAAUCGGCCUUUGAGACUGUCAAGUCAAUUCUGUGUUCAGAGCCGGUGUUAGCUGCUCCUCAGCUUCAUCAGCCUUUCACACUGCAGGUGGACGCCAGCAACGUGGGUGCUGGUGCUGUCCUCCUGCAGUCAGAUGUACAUGGGAUUGAUCAUCCCGUCAGCUUCUUCUCUCGCAAGUUCAACUCGUAUCAGUUAAACUACUCCGUGGUUGAAAAGGAGGCACUUGCGCUUGUUUGGGCCUUGCAACAUUUUGAUGUUUAUGUGGGUUCAAGUGUGCCCAUAGUGGUUUAUACAGACCACAACCCCUUAACAUUUCUGAACUCUCUACAGUGCCCAAAUCAACGGCUAAUCCGUUGGUCACUGUUUUUGCAAUGUUAUUGCCUGGAUAUUCGCCACAUCAAGGGCUCAGCAAAUAUCGUCGCUGACGCCCUGUCUCGGGCUCCUUGCCCCUAGUAACAUGUUUUUCUUUUGUCCUCCUCUUGUUGCCCUCUCCUUCUAUUUCCUUAAAUUGCUUCCUAGGAAGGCCUACUGGGUUGCUGAAGGUGGAGGGAGAGUGGCAGCCAGAGGAUGGACAGCGGAAUCAGGUGUUAAUUUAUGCGCAUUUUCUAUUUAUAUUUCAUUAGGCUAUUUGUAUUUUCGGAUUUCUGGAAGAAAUUCCGUCUUAUGGGAGGGGGUGUGACGACCCGCCCCCUUUUGGGUUGUUUCUGUUCACUUCUGUUCUUUGUCAUUCUAGUUUGGGAGGCGGCUCAUCAGAGCUGAGGGCGUACACCUGGAUCUGGGCGUGGCCUCCAGCAUAAAGGCUGCUGCCAGUUCCCAGUGCGGUCUCUCUCCAGUCCGCUGCACACUUAAUUAGUUUGUUUAUUGUUUGGGUUCACUCCUUGCAACACACACAACAUAUUCUACACACCCACACUCACUUACACCACUGAUUCUACUGACGCUCGUUUACAUAACAUAGUUGAUGUAUUUCAUUUCUUGACCUUUGUUAAUAAAUUAUUUAAUUAUUUAAUGGUUUCAUGUGUCCCCCAUUCUUUGUUGCAACCUGAGAGCCAGGGGU